Messenger RNA from Centruroides sculpturatus (bark scorpion), 375 nucleotides. RefSeq names its product 26S proteasome complex subunit SEM1-like (gene Sem1). The coding region runs from base 64 to 297 and encodes 77 amino acids. The record is from RefSeq and is a predicted model, not a curated record. The transcript has 3 exons. Gene Ontology annotation, cellular component: proteasome complex; proteasome regulatory particle, lid subcomplex. Gene Ontology annotation, biological process: double-strand break repair via homologous recombination; proteasome assembly; mRNA export from nucleus. NCBI's taxonomy places the organism in Eukaryota, Metazoa, Arthropoda, Arachnida, Scorpiones, Buthidae.
AAUGACUCUUCAAUUUUGAAAGUCACGUGGAUUUCGAAUUGAUUAAUUUUUGUGGCGAAGAAAAUGGCUGAUCCCAAUAAGAAGAUCGAUUUGGGUUUAUUGGAAGAAGACGACGAGUUCGAAGAAUUUAGAACUGAAGAUUGGACAGAUAAACCAGAUAAUGAUCAAGAAAUAAAUGUGUGGGAGGAUAACUGGGAUGAUGAUAAUGUUGAAGAUGAUUUCAGUCAGCAGUUGAGAGCUGAAUUAACAAAAGAAAAUCUCCUCCAGAAAUCAGAUGGUAAUGCAAUGCAAACAUGAACAUUUUUAUAAGCUUAAAUAUUAUUCUAAUGUAUUUAUUGUUUUUUUAAUACAAUGACAUUAAAAAUAAAUAAUGAA